GUAUAGAGUGGUUCUGGUUUUGCCUGAUGUUCCCGCCAUGUCGGUCUUCGCCACAAGUUGUCGGGCCUCUAAGCAGUUUUCUGUUGAGCGUGGCGACGGAAGACUCGCACAGCUUCCUAAGUCAAUUCUCCCGUUUGGAUGCCCGGCCCUGAUGUGAUUCUUGCGAUGGGUGUUUGCUGGUGUCUUCAACUGGGCAUUUGGGUUACUGUAGUUACACCACAUCACUCAAAAUGAGGGGAAACCGGACUCACUCAAGACGACUCUUGCCUGAUUCGCUUUUUCAGGCUCGGGGCUGAUGGUUCCAUCACUGGCAAGGCGCGAGUGGCCACCCUGAGACCUUUGAAGAUGAGUGGCCACCCUGUGGGCAUCUAAAUCAAAAGAAAGAACAAACAAGAACUGGAUCAAAAGAAAACAUAACAGGAUCAAAACACCAUAAGAACAGAAUCAAACAAAGUCAUCCUGAGUAGGUCCCCUAGUCCAUUGCUCCCUUGGUCCUUUGGUUCCCUCUUGCAUAGGUUCCCUCUGGUCCUUUGGUCCCCUCUGGUCCUUUGGUCCUUUGGUCCCCUCCUUUGGUUCCCUAGUCACUAGUCCUUUGGUUGCCUGGUCCCUUUUCUGGUCACGGUCCUUGUCCUGGUCCCCUGAUGCAUGGGUCAAAAAGCACGGCCUCUGGCGAACACCAAAUGCUACCCGGUUGCCUUGGUCCUUGCGUCACUUUCUGAGUUCCCUUCAGUGAUGAAGCUAUGGGACGUGUCGUUUUCGAGUCAGCUGCUUUUUGAGGUCAACUCGGCCAUUGGCGAAUCCUAUCCGCUGGGCAUGCACCUUCAUGGUUGGGCAGCAGCAUUUGCCACUUCCGCCGGUACAAUGUGACAGACACUGGAACCGGAGCGUCAACGGUGGACGGCAUUUAUGCUUUGACGGGUUGCAGCAACCCUUUGAAGAUUGGAGACCGCGGCUGUGACCAUGGUGGUCGUGCUCCCACGGUCACUUACAGUCAUGUGGCAUUGGAAUCGUGGAUGUCGACGUUUCAGAACGUCUGAGAUUGGAUUCAACAGGAAUAUCCCGCCACUGCUCCCCAUAAUCUGGGCAGCAUGGGCUAUGAUGGACGAGCUUCUUUAUACAUCAGCCGAAUUCGUGAUGCCGCUUGGGAGCGUGAGGGUUUGAAUUUGGAGUUCUAUCGUGGCUACAAUGUGACCUGGCAUGACCCUGCCAAGUAUUUGGAUGCACUAAAUUCGUUAAACAUGUUUUCCAGUGACAUGAGAUUGUCAGUGGAGCCGACGGGUGACUGGAAUGGAGUUCAUGUGGUGAACGAGACGGUUUUGGGAAGGUGCUUUGACAGAUACUUCUGGUGUCUUGGACUGAGUGAGUUGCAACAAGGUCUCUGCAGGGCGAGAUCCGGGUGUGAGGCUAGGGUUGGUUAGGGUUUUUGGCGUGUGCGGGCCUGUACAGAUUUUGUGAGAUUUUCCUGAGUUUGGGUGAUGUUAAAAUACUGUCAACUGUGAUGUGAGGUACCCUCCCAUAUGCCGUCACGACCCUUCCACAUGCUGCAUCUACAUCACUGGUGGAAAUGGCUGGACACUGCGAUGCAAAAAGCCACAACGUGGAACAUGACAGCGACCGCGGUCGAAGAAACGCCUGGUUCACUCGAUUGCCACUUCACGAUGCUGUGACCAAGUGCUACCACCUUUGCAUGUUGAAUGCGUCUCAUUUUGGCGUUUGCCAUAGAUAUUUAGCUUCACAAACAACCCGGAUUCAGCUGGAGGAAAAUAUAGACUAUAGCAGCUGCCUUUGCCAGGAUUGCAAUGCCAUAUGUUGCCAUACUUUUUGAGUUGCUUCGGGUGCCAAGGGCGACAUAGGUUCCGGGGAUCACGCUGUUGUUUUGCUCCUAUGGAAACAACAACUUCAAC
Messenger RNA from Durusdinium trenchii, 1904 nucleotides. Lineage: Eukaryota; Dinophyceae; Suessiales; Symbiodiniaceae. The record is from the annotation of a GenBank genome assembly.